CAGAAAGUCUCGUACCUUCUUCCACACCAGUUCCGAUCAGAGAAACUCUCAAAAGAAAAAGACACAGAGACGAGAGUGUUAGGAAAUUUCCGACAAGAAACUUAACUCUGUUCGUCAUAGGAUCUCUACGAUCCAGAAGCUUCAAAAUAGAAGAAGCCGAAUAGAUCCAAGGUAGUUGUUGUGCCGUAGUAGGGAGAGAGAGAUGGGAGAUGUAUGGACGUGGAUCAUUUCAUUCCUAAUCCUUAUCACUCUUGUCGGAUUAAUCGUUUACCAGCUUAUAUGCUUAGCUGAUCUGGAGUUUGAUUACAUCAACCCUUAUGACUCUGCAUCAAGAAUAAACUUUGUGGUACUACCAGAGUUCAUUCUUCAAGGCUUCCUAUGUUUCUUUUACCUCGUAACCGGUCACUGGUUCAUGGCACUACUUGGUGUUCCUUAUCUCUACUACAACUUCCAUCUUUACUCGAAAAGACAGCAUUUGGUAGACGUGACAGAGAUCUUCAACUUGCUUGAUUGGGAAAAGAAGAAACGGCUCUUCAAGCUUGCCUACAUGAUCCUUACUCUCUUCCUCACCAUUUUCUGGUUAAUCUAUUCAACACUGGAUGAUCACGAGGACUGAAGGGGCGGCAAGGCGGCAACACACAACCGCCAUGUGACAUGAAAAGAAAGGUUUAUUACUGAGUAAUGUUGUUAGUGUUUGUUGUGGCAUUUGUGUUACAAGAUUUUACACAAGAUUUUUAGUCUGUAGUGAAACAUUCUGAUCUAAUGGAAGCUGAAACCCUCUUCCUUGUUUGGAGGUUUUCUUUUUGUUUAGCUGCAUAUUAAUAAGUUCUAAACAAAAUUUAACAAGUUGUUAAUUUGUAUUGAAGCCUGAA
Molecule: messenger RNA, 872 nt
Organism: Eruca vesicaria subsp. sativa (arugula)
Lineage: Eukaryota; Viridiplantae; Streptophyta; Magnoliopsida; Brassicales; Brassicaceae
Source: the annotation of a GenBank genome assembly